CGACUAGUUGCGGUGGGGGGUGGGGACUGUGGCUGGCUGGCUUGUUGGCUGGUGGGUUGGUUGGCUGGGGCGUGUGGGGUAGAGCUCGAUCGUGUGAUCGGCGAAGCAGGCAGGGGAGGGGCGAGCGAGAAGCGGAGCGGAGCCAGGCCGAGUUUGGAGGCUGGGCUUUGCGGUGUUUUUUGUUUUUGUUUUGGGCUGCGUUUCGCUCUUUGCGGACGAUCGGUUGGGCCCGUCUAAUUUCCUCGGGAGCAGCUGCGCCGGGCGCCGGCUUCGGCUUCGGCUUCGGAUUGGGGUGCUCGUGAGCUGAAUCCCCCGCGCAUCUUCGCGGACGAGCGAGGCGCGCCCAGGCUCGAUUCCGCAGAGCAGCCGAGGCAUUCGUCUUCGCUGAUGUUUUAGUUGUUGUUUGGCAGGAUUCUGAUCUGGUUCUGUCCUCCGCCGCGCGGCGAAUUUGUGCAGCGUUCGUUCUCGCGUGCAACGAAGCAGUCGGUCCGUGUUGCCUCUCCGGAGGCUGGUCCCACGAGUAAUUCGGGUCCGGUCGAGGUCGAUUGCGGCCAUUUGGUCUCCGAAUCUUCACUCCAAUUGUCGUUCGAAGCGGAAUUGCUGCUCUGGCGAGCCAAUUCUCUCGAUAUCAUUCCCUGUGUGCGCCGAGUAACUCUUUGUUCGGGUUCUGGACGUGCUAGCGGAAAUUCGUGCCAGGCGAAGGUGUCGGAGGCGAGGCUUGGAACGACGGCCAUGAGAAGCUUUCCUCCCGAAAUGGCCAGUGCUGCUGGUCGAGAGAAAGCAAAAUGCAGCCGGAACAAGAGAAAGUUUCGACAAGACCCCCCGCUCCAAACUCAGCUGAGCGGGGAAGAGAGUCCCUCUGCCAAUAUUCCUGCAGGCUUCAUUGCCGCUUCUGAUGCGCACGGAGUGGAAUGGGAGUCUAGAUCUGCCGAAGCAACAGGUAGGAAAUCUCCCGGUGUGGAUUCCGUUCUGAAAGAUGGCGAAAUUGGAACGAGCUUGGCUUCUGGCAAAGCAAUCGAGGCCUCCAAAUUCUACCAGGAGCACUUGAAGCUGAUGAGAUGGUUUACAACGCGGAAGGGAUCUCAACCAGGGGAUACGUGGAUUGAGCAUCAUAAGGAAGGUCCCAAAGACAGUGAUGGUUGUGAAGAAAAGGAAGACUUUGAUGAACUCGAGGAAGAUGAAUGGGACGAUUGCACUGAGGGGGAAUUAGAAGAACUUCUUUUGAAAAGUCUAGACUCGUUGUACAAGGAAGCUAUAUGUAAAAUUGAGUCCCGUGGGUAUAAUGCGGACGAGGCACUAAGGGCUGUGCUAAGGCAAGGUAGGCCCUACGGCGGUAAGGAUGCAGUUUCCAAUAUUGUGGGAAAUGCAUUGGAUUAUCUGACGGGCAAGAAGACCGAGGUGGAUGAAGCAAUCAGGAGCUUUGCUGAUUUGAAUGAGCUCCAAAGGUCUGGGCUGAAGGAAAUGGUCCAAAAGUUGAGAGAGGUUCGACCUGCACUUAACAGAGGGGAUGCCAUGUGGUGCCUGCUCAUGUGUGAUUUGAACUUUCGCCUAGCAUGUGACCCGGAUGAUGCAUCCUCAACUCAAAACCUCAAGGAACCCUUGGCAGGGCCAGCUUCUAGCAUGGAACAAACGAAAGCGUCUAUCAUAGACCUUUCUCAGUCUAGCUCAGCCAAGACUAGCAGUAAGGUGAAAUUACCGAAAGCUUCAAUCAGCCAUAUCCCUCUCGAGUCCUCUUUUUUAAUUGCGAAAGGAGGCUCCCAACAUCCAACAAUAUCAUCAUCUUCCUCUGCUACUCCCACUCCCUGCUUGUCUCUACCGCCUCUCCCUUCCGUGUGUGCCGCAAAAGGGUCUCCUUCAGUAAUCAACGUCAACAUUUGCUCGGUAUCCAGAUCAGAUGGCCAAACAUCAGCGAAUUUCGAGGUGUCUGCAAAUUCUGAAAUUUCACAGUCUUGUAGUCCACGGUCGGAUGCAGCUGGCAUCAAUCCGAAGGAGGACAGGAAGCAGGUACCGGAAGGAGAUAAUACUCCUCACUCAGCUACAUCAAGCUUGACUCCAGAGCAAAACCAGGGGUCUCGGGAUGGGGAACUGGUCAGAACCAUCAGCGAUGCAUCUACUCUUAGUUUCAAUAGUCAGGAGUCCAAUGCAGACUCUUGUGCAAAUGCUGGAGAACCUCUUCACCAGUUUGAGGAUCCAUCCUUAGAAAUGGUGGAUAAGAAAGUCACAGGAGAGACACUUCUCAGCGCAAGCAACCAUCCCCCUGAAUCUGCCAAACAAGUUGACGUUUGUGAAUUACCAUUAACAACUGGUUCUUUGUGUCCACAGAAACCUCCUGAUGCACCUACGGAAGUUACGAACUCACCUGCUUUCUCUAAAGGUGAUGUUAGUUGUAAAACAUCUGAUAGUUCAAGUUCUUCUGUUGCUGUUGAAGAAACUUCAAGCACUUCAGGGAAGCUAGGUUCAGGGGACGCUCAUACUGCUAAGGAGAGUGUCGGAUCACAGGUUUUUAAUGAUUCAUCUUCUCUAACUAAGAACUGUUCUUCUGCCGACGGUGCCACGGGUGCUGCGGAAAAGGUUCAAGUUGGCCAGAUAGCGAAGGUAGUCUCAGAGGUUGUGAAGGAGGUUUCAGAGAAUAUGCUUUCUACCAAAGAAACUUUAGUCAUUGAGAAAGGUGAUAUGGAAGAUCAACGAGACGAUAUGAUUAUGAAGCUCCUGCAACGUGUAAGAGAGCUUGAAGCGCAUAUCAGAGAGCUUGAAACGCAGAUUCACGAGCGGAAUGAGUGGGCCAAACAGAAAGUCAUGCAGGCUGUAAGAAAACUAACGAGUGAUCUGCAAGAGUUGAAGGCUCUGAGACUGGAGCGCGAGGAAGCAAAUCGACUGAAGAAGGAAAAGCAGGCUUCGGAAGAUAGUGCUACGAAAAAACAAGCAGAUUUAGAGACUGCAUUGAGAAAAGCUAGUGGCCAGGCAGAUCGGGCAAAUGCCACUGUGCGCAAACUGGAAGCUGAAAAUGCAGAACUCCGAGCCGAGAUGGAAGCUGCAAAGUUGAGUGCUGCAGAAUCUCUCGCUUCUUGUCAAGACCUUACCAAAAGGGAGAGGAAGUAUGCAAAGCGAGCUCAGGCGUGGGAGAAACAAAAGUCUAAGCUGCAAGAAGAGCUCUCUGACGAGAAAAGGAAAUAUGCUGUACUCCAACAGCAACUAUUGCAGGUCAAAGAACGACAACAACAAGCCGAGGUGAGAUGGAGGCAAGAGGAAAAGGCCAAAGAAGAAGCCACUUUACGUGCUGACAACGAAAGACGAGCCAAGGAGCAAGCAGAGGUUGCGGCUAAGAGGAGAGAAGAUUCUCUGAGGAGGAAAUCAGAAUCAAAUUACCAGAGACACAGGGAUGACAUGCAACGUUUGGAAUGUGAAAUUGCACAAAUGAGAACCACAGCAGAAGCAGCGCAAUUGGCUACCUCUCGCUGGGGUCCAGGAGUCGCAGUCACCCCGCACAUGAUGGAAUUAAGCAACAUGCAGAGUCUGAAAGAGACCAACAUUCGGCUGCAUCGAGAACUGCUAGCAUUGCAGGAAAUGUCAGAGGGUCUGGCACGUAGAGACGUGCGGAGGGACAGAGAAUGUGUUAUGUGCAUGUGUGAGGAGAUGUCUGUGGUUUUUCUUCCUUGUGCUCAUCAGGUGGUUUGUAUCAAGUGCAAUGAAUUGCAUGAGAAGCAAGGCAUGAGGGAUUGCCCUUCUUGUCGUACACAAAUUUUGCAGCGCAUUCGAGUAUUUGGUGUCAGCUCUUAGUAAUCUGACAGGUGUAAGUCUCUCAGAUACAGUAUGCUCACCUUAUGCCUGGGAUAUCGGCAAAAAUGAGGGUUCUAGCCCGUAAUAAGCUUUCUUUGCAGUCCUUACAUGGCGUUGUGUCAAGCGAUACGAAAUGUAAAAAGUGUCCUUCGUUAUUUCUUUCACCUGUAUUUGCAAGUGACAUUUCACUUCUUUUUCCUGCUUGCAUAUGUCUUUCCAUCAUUCUUGUAUGUGUUGUUAGAACUUAUGACGGGGAAGCGCUUUCUUCUCUCUGCUUUUUUCUCAGGUUUUGGAACUAAUCUGAAGUCUGUCGUUUAUUUUUCUUCUGACACCGUGUAUUUGGUUGGAAAUGAGGUUUGCCAUCUGUGUACGCUGAAGGAAAUAUGCAGAAGAAGGAUACAAAUAACAACCACCUUUCAGUCAAUGGAAAUUGAUCCUCUUCUUUAUGGCGCUGACAACUUCACUUAGCAGAACUUAGUCAAACUUAAAG
Molecule: messenger RNA, 4267 nt
Organism: Marchantia polymorpha subsp. ruderalis
Lineage: Eukaryota; Viridiplantae; Streptophyta; Marchantiopsida; Marchantiales; Marchantiaceae
Source: the annotation of a GenBank genome assembly